AUGCAAGUAUCACUUGAAUAUGGAUGGUUACCUUGCAGUAUUGGUGAAUUAUUAUUGGAAAUUGAUUGGAAAAGUGCAAUUGAAUGUUUGAAAAUACUCAAAACAAGAAUUAAUAGAAAAGAUUUCAUUUUAUUAUUGAGACAUUUAUUAGUAUUAUAUGCUGUUAAUCCAAAUCAGGUGGCAAUCUAUUCACUUUAUUGUUAUAUUAAGAGUGAAACCAAUGAUGAAGAGAGAAGAAGCAUUAUUGGACCUGUUACUUGUAAAAUUUCACAGGAUUUAGCGGAUAAGCUUGAAGAUGGUAUCAAGCAUGUUACAAUUCCAAUGAUUAGUUUAAACUUUAAGAAUUAUCAAUUUGCAAUGGAAUUAAUUGAUGAAAUGACACCUGAAGAAUUGGAACAACAAAAUGAAUUGGGUGAUACUUGUUUACAUUUACAACUUGGUUAUGACAAUGAAGUUAUUGAGAAAAUGAUUGAAAAACAACCAAAUUUGACCAAAAUUCUCAACAAGCAACAACGAAGCAUUCUUCGUGCAAGAACAUUAGAACAAGAUCAUUACAGAUAUCCACUCAUUUUAAAAUUACUAACCCAAUAUGAAAUGGAUUAUCUUCAAAAAGAUAUCAUGGACAUUUAUCCACUCCAUUCAGAAAACAACAUUCCCCAAUAUGCAUUCAAUCCAGAAACAAAAACCUUGCUUAACCUUGUUCAAACUAGAAAUUACGCAUUUUUUUAA
This is a messenger RNA of Naegleria gruberi, 729 nucleotides long. RefSeq lists its product as uncharacterized. The record is from RefSeq and is a predicted model, not a curated record. Lineage: Eukaryota; Heterolobosea; Eutetramitea; Acrasida; Naegleriidae. The transcript has a single exon. Bases 1 to 729 code for a protein of 242 amino acids.